UGUUAACCGGAACUCGUUGUAUCAGCCCUAGAGACGCAGCGCUGCUGUUGCGGUGUGUGUUGGGUUGAGGCAGAGCUGUCACAUUAGCUAGCUAGCUAACUUACUAGCCAUUGUUUUGUCAUGUCAAGAACCGUCUUCCCCCUCACAACACAGGGCUGGUAACGUGUUCACAUCUUCGUAUAUCCGCCUGUGGGUCAGAGGAUAGAAGUCUGGGUGGAGAGCACAAGAGUGACAUGAAAUGACAACGUCAACAUUACAGAAAGCGAUUGAUCUUGUGACCAAAGCUACAGAGGAAGACAAGGCAAAGAAUUAUGAGGAGGCCUUGCGACUGUACCAGCAUGCUGUGGAAUAUUUCCUACAUGCCAUCAAAUAUGAGGCCCACAGCGACAAGGCAAAGGAGAGUAUACGAGCAAAGUGUAUGCAGUACCUGGACCGAGCGGAAAAACUUAAAGACUACCUGAAAAACAAAGACAAACAGGGCAAGAAGCCUGUCAAGGAAGCCCAGAGCAAUGACAAGAGCGAUAGUGACAGCGAGGGUGAAAAUCCAGAGAAGAAGAAAUUACAGGAGCAACUUAUGGGUGCCAUUGUAAUGGAGAAGCCCAAUGUCAGGUGGAACGAUGUGGCUGGACUGGAGGGAGCUAAGGAAGCUCUGAAGGAAGCUGUCAUCCUGCCCAUCAAAUUCCCUCACCUCUUUACAGGCAAGCGGACUCCGUGGAGAGGCAUCCUGCUGUUCGGACCUCCGGGGACGGGGAAGUCGUACCUGGCUAAGGCCGUGGCCACCGAGGCCAAUAACUCCACCUUCUUCUCCGUCUCCUCCUCAGACCUCAUGUCCAAGUGGCUGGGAGAGAGCGAGAAGCUGGUGAAGAACUUAUUUGAUCUGGCUCGCCAGCACAAACCCUCCAUCAUCUUCAUCGAUGAGGUAGACUCGCUGUGCGGCUCCAGGAACGAGAACGAGAGCGAGGCCGCCCGCCGCAUCAAGACCGAGUUCUUGGUCCAGAUGCAGGGUGUGGGAAACAACAACGAUGGCAUUCUGGUUCUGGGAGCCACCAACAUCCCCUGGGUGCUCGACGCUGCCAUCCGCAGAAGAUUUGAGAAGCGUAUCUACAUCCCUCUGCCGGAGGAACCAGCUCGGGCUCAGAUGUUUCGUCUUCAUCUGGGCAACACACCACGUAGCUUGAGCGAGGCCGACCUGCGGCAGCUCGCCCACAAAACGGACGGCUACUCCGGCGCCGACAUCAGUAUCAUCGUCCGGGACGCUCUCAUGCAGCCUGUUAGGAAGGUCCAGUCUGCCACCCACUUCAAAAAGGUUCGCGGUCCAUCCCGAAGCAACAACCAGUUGAUGGUGGACGACCUCUUGACUCCGUGUUCCCCUGGUGACCCUGGAGCCAUAGAGAUGACCUGGAUGGACGUGCCUACUGAUAAGCUACUGGAGCCCAUUGUCUGCAUGUCGGACAUGCUGCGCUCUUUGUCCACCACCCGUCCCACAGUCAACACUGAAGAUCUCCUUAAAGUCAAGAAGUUCACAGACGACUUUGGGAUGGAGGGCUGAGAGACGGUACCC
Etheostoma spectabile (orangethroat darter) is the source of this 1561-nucleotide messenger RNA. Its product is annotated as vacuolar protein sorting-associated protein 4A. The transcript has 11 exons. Lineage: Eukaryota; Metazoa; Chordata; Actinopteri; Perciformes; Percidae. The record is from RefSeq and is a predicted model, not a curated record. The coding region runs from base 239 to 1549 and encodes 436 amino acids. Gene Ontology annotation, biological process: endosomal transport; vacuole organization. Gene Ontology annotation, molecular function: ATP binding; ATP hydrolysis activity.